CCGCAUUAACUUUAGACCGUACUAGUAAUAACAGCAGCAACCAUGUACGCCCUUUUCUUGCAGUAUAUUAGAAAUAUGUGAUUGUUGUUAUUUCAGUAAAACUUCAAGUCUAGUUGUGCUUUCCAUCGGUAUAAGCAGCACGUCUUCCAAAAAGCCUACAUUAGCUGGCGCGACUUGGAAUGGUGAAGGCAAGGAACAAAGCUCGAGUAACGUUAUUCAGACAAGCUUUAUUGUAUGACACAGAGAUUUUUUUUGGCAAAUUCUCACUGCCUCACGGUGUAGUAAGUUGCUGUAGUUUGCCUCUUUAAAUGAGUCGGACUCCAGAUUAAGUUUCCCAGACGUUGGUUCACCAAACCCGCUUAUUGUCAUCUCUGUUACCUUGCAAAGAGUCUCGUAAGUUAUGAACUUUUUUGUAACUUAAGAUACUUUAACUGAUUAGUAAAGCUACCAUUGCGAACACACGCAUUCCAGCUGCUUGUUUGUUAUCCAAUGGAGCUAAAGUGGCGGUACUAGAAAGUACAGCUGAAGGUGGUUUUCUGAUGAGUCUAUGUCAGUACUCGUCGUUAAAUACCUGCAUUUGGCUGCACAAAGCUCGCUUUUCCAGUGAUCAUGGAUGAUUCCAAGCCACGAUACAGCAAAAGGCUGCGGGCUGGUACCCGUCGACGUUACCAUGAUGACGGCAUCUCAGAUGAGGAGAUUGAUGGAAGGAGGAUGUUUGACCUGGAGGAGAAAGUCAUCAGUCAGAGGUUUAGCUCUGACCGGGUCAUUCGCAUGGAGGGAAGAGACUUUACCUAUGAGUUCAUCCAGAGAGGUGGCCUGAGGGACCCAAUUAUCUUUGAGAAGCCUGAUGGACUGGGAAUCAAGAUGCCCGAUCCUGACUUCAGUGUUAAUGACGUCAAGAUGUUUGUUGGUAGCAGACGUAUGAUAGAUGUGAUGGACGUGAGCACUCAGAAGGGGACAGAGAUGUCCAUGGCCCAGUGGACACGUUACUACGAGACCCCCCCAUCUCAGAGAGAGAAGCUCUAUAAUGUCAUCAGCCUGGAGUUCAGCCACACCAAACUGGAGAACCUGGUCAGGAGACCUGCCACGGUAGAUCUAAUAGACUGGGUGGACAACAUGUGGCCUCGUCACCUGAAAGAGAGACAGAGAGACUCAACCAACUCCAUCAAUGACAUGCAGUACCCCAAAGUACAGAAAUACUGUCUGAUGAGUGUUGAGGGCUGCUACACAGACUUUCAUAUUGACUUUGGAGGGACCUCUGUGUGGUACCACAUACUGAGAGGAAGCAAGGUGUUCUGGCUGAUCCCUCCCACGCCUCAGAACCUGGAGCUGUAUGAGAACUGGGUGCUGUCGGGGAAACAGGGAGAUGUUUUCCUUGGAGACCGAGCAUCUGACUGCCAGAGGAUUGAACUGAAGCAGGGCUGCACCUUCAUCAUACCCUCGGGUUGGAUCCAUGCCGUCUACACGCCUGUGGACUCUAUGGUGUUUGGAGGAAACUUCCUACACAGCUUCAACAUCCCAAUGCAACUGAACAUCUGUAAUAUAGAAGACAGAACGCGAGUGCCAGUAAAGUUUCGUUACCCCUUCUAUUAUGAGAUGUGCUGGUACGUGUUGGAGCGCUAUGUCUUCAGCCUGACCAAGACCUCCUACCUCACACCAGAGUUUCAGAAACACUCGCUGGGAAUUGGUCUGAAUAAGCCGCCCAGCUCAGAUCCAGCAAGCGAACAGGUGAAGGAGGAGCAGGGUGGUGGCAGUGAUGAAGAGGCUUCAGAGCAGCAGUCUGACAAGCCUGCAGUUAAAAUUCAUCUGACUUCCCUUGAGCUGGAGGGAAUGUGGAACCUGCUGGGGAAACUGGAGGCUCUGCCCUCCAACAAGAAGUGUGUCCCAGCAGGGAUACACAACGCCCCGGCACUCAUUACACACAUCAAGGCUCUACUGAAGGAGCAUGCCAAUGACAACCCGAAACUCUCCUACACAGGAAAACCCAUCAUCAAGUGGCCAAAGAGACCCUCAUGGUACCAGCCUCCACCUCUUCCACCGCCUCCUCCUCGUCCUAAAUUGGCCUCUACUCCUGUCAUCCCACGACCACAGAAACCAGCAUCCUCCAUGUCUGUGCUGAGACGGCGCAGGGUCAGGUGUAAGCGCUGUGAAGCGUGUAUGAGACCAGAGUGUGGAGACUGUAACUUCUGCAGAGACAUGAAGAAGUUUGGAGGACCAGGAAAGCUCAAGCAGACCUGUGUUCUACGACAGUGUCUCUCUCCAGGCCUUCCUCUCUCUGCAGUGUGUGAAAUCUGCAAAGAGCCUAAUCAGGAGGAAACUGGAGACUCUUCCCUCACUCUGAUGGAAUGUUCCAACUGUGCGCAGAUAGUCCAUCCUGCCUGCCUCACGGUUCAGGGUGAAGGACUGGUGAAUAAAGACCUGCCCAGUUGCUGGGAGUGUCCAAAGUGUGUCCAAGGAAUUACUGACCCAGAGCAGUCGAAAGGAGACAAAGGUGAAGGCCUUCCAGUGAAGCGGAAAUCUUCCUCCCUGCUGGAUGCUCGUAUGGCUAAGAUUUACAGACGACAGAGACACAGCCGUGAUGGAGACGACUCUGCUAGUGAUGAUGAUGAUGAAGCCUCUCAGAGAAGAAGGAUGGUGCUUCAUGUCCGAGGAGGUGGGCACUCUUCUAGACGGGGGUUUGGUGCCAACAGGAGAGGCCUAAUGAGAGGAGGCUCAGCCCACAGAGGAAGCAGAGGAGGGCUCAUGACUCCCUGCUCCUCCUCAGUCCUCAAGCUAAAGCGAGGGAUGGGCAUGAGGGAGGGUGGACGGAGGGUACGAGGAGUGAGACUGCGGGGUGGCUCCAGGAUGCAGCGAAGAGGAGACGAGUCUGAGGAGUCAGAUGACGAUGAUGACGAAGACGAAGAAGAAGAAGAAGAAGAGGAGGAGGAGGAGGAAGACGACGAGGACAGUGAAGACAGAGGCAAAGAACAACAACAUCGUCGGCGUAGGAGGAGGCAUAGGACUGAUGAAGAUGAAGAUGAGGACAGUGAUGGACAGGAGUUUGACCCUGAAGAGGAGGAGAUGGACACACUGGAAGAUGAAGAGGAGGAGGAGGAGGUGGAGGAGGAAGGACGCUGGGAUUCAGACCCAGAACCCCCUGUCCUCCUUGUGUCCGAUCUGAACGAUGACCUGCUGAGUGGCUCUUAUCUGACUGUCACUCUACAGCGCCCCCACAAGGCCAAGAGACAAGCUGGCUCCAUAGUUCCAAAACUAGAAGCAGCUAUGGGUCCGAGGACAGCUUCAAUGGGUGCUGCUGGUCAGCAGGGUUUCCUCCAGAGGAAGACAGCUCUGUCCAAACCUUCACGACUCAAGAGUACUGACACUGCUGCUGACAGCAUAACCCCAAGAGGACCUGGCAGGCCACGUCUGCGGGGUAGCCAUGGUGACAAAGGCACUAGAGAUGGCUCUGUGUCUUCUUCAGAGGAAGAGGAAGCUGCCACUCCUCCUGCACCCUCCUCGCUGUCUCCUCCAUCCCUGCUGUCUUUGCCAUCCUUUAAGGACGUGGGCAAUGAGAUAGGAGGGGAGAAGGAGGUUUGGGUGUCUGUAUUCAGAUACCUGAACAGAGCUGAGCUGCUGGCCUGCAUGACUGUCUGUAAGGCCUGGUACAAGUGGAGCUGUGACAAGCGUCUGUGGAGCCACGUGGACGUGAGUCGAUGCAGCCCACUCACUAACCAGGCCCUGGCAGGCAUCAUCAAACGUCAGCCUGUCUCUCUGGACCUGUCCUGGACUCUCCUGGCCAAGAGACAACUCAACUGUCUGCUCACCAGGCUCCCAGGUCUAAGAGAGUUGAGGGUGACUGGUCUGUCCUGGUCUUGUCUGUCAGCACUGGUCUCUCCCACUCUGCCUUACCUGCGACUGUUGGAUCUGCGCUGGUGUGAAGGCAUUAAAGAUGCCCAGAUUAAAGAGAUCAUCAUCCCGCCUGGUUCAGAGUCAUCUCGCAGCAGACUGAGAAACAUGGUGACACUGCGUCUGUCCGGUCUGGACAUUAACGAGUCCACUCUCAGGCUGCUGCAACGCCACGUGCCCCAACUCGAGAGGCUGGACCUGGCUCACUGCAAAGACAUAACAGACUCGUCCAUUGCCCUGCUGGCAGCAGUCGGGACUCACACCCGCAACAACCUCACUGAACUCACAUUGGCAGGUUGUAGUGAGCUGACAGAUGGCUGUCUGUCCUACCUGAAACGUCUCUCGUCUCUGACUCUGCUGGACCUCAGAGGAUGUAAGGGCAUCAGUAGACGAGCCUGUGAUGCCUUUAUCUCUGACCUGUCCCACGUUGCCCUCUACUGUAUGAUGGAGGAGAAGCUCAUCCAGCGCAUAGACUAACAAACAUCUUGUUACAGCACAGUUGCAGCUGUGAGGGGGAAGAAUAAAUGCUUUGUCAAAUUUAUUUUUAUAUGCUAAACGUUUUGUCUAUCUUGCCCAGCAUGAAGAGCACCAAACCUGGGUUUAACUGUUCACUGGCAGUUUGGCUGUCUUUUAGAGGCCAAAGGAAACUGCUCCAGAGCUCCUAAAAUAUCACUGUUUUCUGUUUCAACAUGUGAAUAAAUACCUCACAGGA
Messenger RNA from Chelmon rostratus (copperband butterflyfish), 4597 nucleotides. It is a transcript of the gene kdm2aa, whose product is annotated as lysine (K)-specific demethylase 2Aa. The transcript has 25 exons. NCBI's taxonomy places the organism in Eukaryota, Metazoa, Chordata, Actinopteri, Chaetodontiformes, Chaetodontidae. Gene Ontology annotation, biological process: protein demethylation; regulation of transcription by RNA polymerase II. The record is from RefSeq and is a predicted model, not a curated record. Bases 610 to 4362 code for a protein of 1250 amino acids. Gene Ontology annotation, molecular function: histone demethylase activity; DNA binding; transcription coregulator activity.